UGCAUUGGCACGCUUAACUCUAUAAUGAACACAGACAUAAGCUUUGUUUUAUAAGAAUAAUAACUAUAGUUAAUUUAUCCUUUAUCUGCAGGAAGAAAAGAAAAAAGACACUUGAAUUUUACAAUUACUUACUUGAUUCGGUGGAAAACUUAAGCCAAGUAUGGAGCUACCCAAUCUUUGUGCAUCAUAUUGGAAGUCCACAUCUGCGCCGAAGCAAAAGCUACACUUUUUACCGGAAGGAGGGGACUGAAAGAGCUUGUGUACCAGUUUAUAGCAACGGGAAGAAAGUAGAAACCAGCGAUGAACUCGGAACUCCGGUUGGAAUGGCUUCGUCGGCAACAAAAAUCGAAGCUUUUCUCCAAGUUAAAAAUCUCAGUUCUCGGUUUUGUCUGGGCAAUUGGGAGAAAUUGAAGUUUGAGAAGUAGAAUAGUCAAAAAGAUUCAAACCUCCGUGCUCCUCGGAGCCCCUGUACUCGCAUGUCAUUUGCCAUUAAAGUGAGCACACUGUUCUGAACAUAUCUCCAAACAUAAGGGACCAUUUUGUCCAUCUUCUCUCUUCCCUCCUGCUCUCAGACAUCCCUCUCUCCUCUCCUCUCCCCCCGGCCCCCAAAUGCAUCCCCCUCUUCAAUUUGAACUUGGAGACACGAUCGGUGCUACUCCACCAUCCAUUUUCAUCUCUAAUUUCGUCUUAAAAAAAUUGAAAGAUUAGAAAUUUGGGAAUUAUGAGGGAAAAAUUGAGGCUCUUGAAAAUAUGUUCAAGUGGCAGGAGUAGUUUUUUCAGCUUUAGAUGGGCCCCGGACUAUAAGUUGAUGACAGUUCAAAGUUAGAAGAAAGUGGAUUCUCUGGCACAACUAGUAAUACUCGUGCCUCACACAAUGUGAGCCAUUCCUCUCCUUCUUUAUUUUGAAUUCAUCUGCAAAAGAAUGAUGAAUAGAACGUAUAGAAAUGUAGUUAACUGGCUUAGCCCAAUCUCUCAGUCUCCUCCCCUAAGACCAGCCAUUGAGACACUCUGCAAUGCCAGAAAGCUUACGGAAGCUCUAUUACUUGCUUUUCACAACCCCAUUGAAGCAGACUAUACUAUUUACUCAAAAAUUAUUCAGCUUUGCAUUGACCUAAAGGCUCAUAAACAGGGCCGUUUGGUUCACUCACAUCUUAUAACUACUGGAUUUCCUUCAAAUGUUCAUUUGGGAACCAAGUUGAUCAUUUUCUAUACAAUGUCCAAUGACAUGGUGUAUGCCUGCAAUAUGUUUGAUAAGUUGCCUGAAAGGAAUGUGGUUUCGUGGACUGCGCUUUUAUCUGGGCACUCCCAGAAUGGGUAUUCACAAGAAGCCCUUUAUGUGUUUGUUGCGAUGCGUAGGGAAGGGGUGAGGGCAAAUCAAUUUACUUAUGGAAGUGUUUUAAGGGCGUGCACUAGUGUGUCAUGUUUGAAUUUAGGAAAGCAAAUACAAGGGUGCAUUCAGAAGAGCAGGUUUUUGGAUAAUUUGUGCGUGCAGAGUGCGUUGGUUGAUUUUCAUUCUAAGUGUGGGGAAAUGGAGAAUGCUUUUUGUGUUUUCGAGUCAAUGGCAGAGAGGGACUUGGUUUCUUGGAAUGUCAUGAUUUCUGGAUAUGCUUUUCGUGGUUUUAGCGUUGAUGCAUUUCUGUUGUUCCGUUGGAUGCUCAGACAAGGUAUACUCCCCGAUUGCUUCACGUUUGGAAGCAUUCUCAAAGCAUCUAUAGGAGGUGGCAAGGGUAGUGGGCUAGCGAAAGUCAGUACGAUACAUGGAUGUAUCAUUCGACUUGGUUAUGGGUCGUACAGUAUUAUAAGUGGAGCAUUAGUUGAUGCCUAUGUAAAAUGUGGAAACCUGGCCAAUGCAAAUUAUCUAUACAAGAAGAUGCAGAACAAAGAUAGGAUUUCAUGCACUGCGUUAAUUACUGGCUAUGCACGUGAAGGUAAAAAUAGCAGUGGGUGCCUUGAACUUUUUUGUCAAUUACGUCGGAUGCAUAGGGAAAUUGAUAGCAUUUUGUUAUGCUCUAUGAUCAACAUAUGUGCCAAUACAGCAUCCUUGUCUUUGGGAAGACAGCUACAUGCUAUUGCGAUUAAAUACCAGAGCACUCUUGAUGUGGCCAUGAGUAAUGCUUUGGUUGAUAUGUAUGCAAAAACAGGGGAAAUUGAUGAUGCCAACAAUGUUUUUCAUCACAUGACAGAGAAAAAUAUAAUAUCAUGGACGUCAAUGAUCUCUGCUAAUGGUGCACAUGGUCGAGGAGUUGAUGCAGUUUCAUAUUUUAAGAAGAUGGAAUGUGAAGGUUUUGAGCCAAAUGAUAUAACAUUCUUGUCUCUCCUGUUUGCUUGUAGUCAUAAUGGGUUGACUGCUGAAGGAUGGGAAUGUUUCAGUAAGAUGGUCAAAAAAUAUAAAAUUAUUCCAAGAGAUGAGCAUUACUCUUGCCUUGUGGACCUUUUUGCACGCAGUGGCUGUUUAAAUGAAUCCUACGAUUUGAUUUGCAGAAUGAAUAUAAAGCCUAGUGCCUCUCUUUGGGGUUCAGUUCUUGGGGCAUGUAGGGUAUAUGGCAAUAUGUACCUUGGAGAGGUAGCAGCCAGGCAUUUAUGCAAUUUUGAACCUAUGAAAGCUGUUAGCUAUGUGGUUCUAGCAAGUAUGUAUUCUGCAGCUGGCUUAUGGGAUAGUGCUCGGGAUGCUCGAGAUGUAGUUCAAACUAGAAGGUUAACAAAAGAUCCUGGUUACAGCCUUUUUCAAUCCGAUAAUGAUAUGUUAGCACUUCCUCCUACUGGCUGAUAUGUGAAAUGAUCCAGAUCUGUCUUAUAAUGUUUCAUGCUACCCGGAUUUUUCAAAAGUGAGUUUUGAUAGUCGUAGUUUCAGUAAGAAGUGAUGAUGCAAUGAAGCUUUAUGGAUCUCACUAGGUGUAAAGCUUCUCUGAUUAUUACUGGACCUGUUUAACUGAUUCCCCGCACAUAGUCAGCAUUUGAUCUAAGUCCUUAUUCAAGCUUCAUGCCAAUUAAAGGGGGAGAUUUCUGGUGGAAAGACAUUUCCUGAGAGACAGCUAUGAACACAACAUGAUGAGGUAUUCACGUAUAUUUGUGACAUUGACGGGAGAACAUGAACCUCUUCAGCUCUUUAGGGUAUGGAGUAAAUGGUCGUGGAAGGCAAACUACUUGCUGGUUGUGUGCGGUAUGAGUGGUACCAUCCACGUAAAGCUUCGUGAAAAUGGAAGUGGAUAGAAAUGAUCCUUUUGUACCUCUCUCUCAUCUACAACGGGUGAGUAGAAAUGAUCCUUUUCGUUCCAUGUAGACAAAGACUAACUACUUAUAAUGAACUUUUGUUAUAAGUGAUAAGAAUAAUACUAGUGAUUUGAAACCCUGGAAUAUUUGUCCUAACUUUGGAAAGAAAGCCUAGAAACUAUGUGGCUGUACCUAUCUGCUCCAAUAGCUUCUUCUUAAAGUAA
This is a messenger RNA of Nicotiana tabacum (common tobacco), 3434 nucleotides long. Its product is annotated as pentatricopeptide repeat-containing protein At3g20730-like. The record is from RefSeq and is a predicted model, not a curated record. Gene Ontology annotation, biological process: RNA modification. NCBI's taxonomy places the organism in Eukaryota, Viridiplantae, Streptophyta, Magnoliopsida, Solanales, Solanaceae. Gene Ontology annotation, molecular function: protein binding; RNA binding. Gene Ontology annotation, cellular component: intracellular membrane-bounded organelle.